AUGUGGGUAGCACGACUUUCCUCUUCUAAUCGUAUUACAACAGUUCAUGCAGUUAAAUCCACACAUUUCAGAUUCAAGGUCACAGGCAACGCCACCAUUGCAAGCGCGGGUACAACAAGCGUCACCAGUGCUAGAGUGCGCCACCCGGUGCAGAAGCUUCAGUUACCGACAUAUCAAGUAGGGAAGCAAGAAUCCCCUAGCUCAAGACCGCAUGCCAGUAUUGAAGCGAAGGAUUGUACUCCGAAGAAACAAAGACAGUGUAACUGUAAGAAUUCUCGAUGUUUGAAGCUGUAUUGUGAGUGCUUUGCUGCUGGAAUUUAUUGUGAUGGUUGCAAUUGCCUAAAUUGUCACAAUAAUGUGGAGAAUGAGGAUGCUAGGCAAGAUGCAGUUGGAGCAACGUUAGGGCGAAACCCAAAUGCAUUCAGACCAAAGAUUGCUAGCAGUCCAUGUGGAUCUCAUAAUGCAAAGGAGGAUCUGGAGGAAGUUCAGAUGGUGGGAAAGCACAAUAAAGGAUGUCACUGCAAGAAAUCAGGAUGCCUUAAGAAAUAUUGCGAGUGUUUCCAAGCCAAUAUUCUAUGCUCUGAAAAUUGUAAAUGCCUGGAAUGUAAAAAUUUUGAAGGAAGUGAAGAAAGAAGGGGCGUCCUUCAUGGAAAUCCUAAUACCAUUGCCUAUGUGCAACAGGCAGCCAAUGCAGCCAUUACUGGGGCCAUUGGCUUGUCCGGCUAUGUGGCUUCUACAGCAACAAAGAAGAGAAAGAUUGAGGAACUCUUAUUUAGCCUGGCUGCCAAAGAACCAUCCAUUCAAAUGGCUGCAAAAUGUCAACAGGAAAAUCCUCUCUGCAAUCAUUCAGUCUCUUCUCUUUUAUCAGUCCCUGUUUCUCAAACUGUGAAUAGAGCGGUAUUGGGAUCCUCCAAAUCACCAUACAGGUCUCCAUUGGCGGACAUCCUCCAGCUGCAGGAUAUACAGAAACUGUGCUCAGAUAUGAUCAUAAUCUCAUUGGGAGCUACGCUGACACAUGAAGAAAAUAGAAAGGAAAUGGAUCGACACGUAGAGACGGAUUAUUAUAGUGUCCAAACUUCCAUUUUUUCAUCAGUUGAAGCAAGGGAAACCAGUAAAAAAAUAAAGGAUACUUUGGAAGGUGUUGGUGAUGUCCGUUUGACUGAGAAUCAGGUGGAUAGAGAUAGUAUUAUUAACUGCAGUGCUAUUAGGGAUGACUUCCAAAAUGAAAGGCCAGUGUCUCCUGGAACUCGUGCAUUGAUGUGUGAUGAAAAAGAUUCUAUUUUGAUGGCAUCAUUAGCAACUAGAAUGGCAGGCCAUUGUAUUAAAACAAAUCAGACGUCACUGAAGGAGUAUGAACAUUCAGAGGCUUAUGCAGAGCAGGAAAGGCUUGUCUUAACAAGGUUUCGGGAUUUUCUCAACCGCCUCAUUACUUGUGGAAGUAUAAAAGAAACAAUGUGUUCACCAAUGACCAGAAGUGAAACGGCGAAAGCUGGGACUAAAAUAGAGAAUCAGAAACAGACUUAUUGCAAUGGCAAUUUAAAACCUUCAUUUCCCAUGUUGGUGGAGAAGGCUGAGACUGAAACUGCACCGAUUUCUUCAUCGAGUGAUGGUCUGACUUUAAAGGUGGGUUUCUCUGUUGGGAAAGGGGAGGUGAAUUCAGAAACCAAAAAUAAGCGAGAGAAGUAGCUUCAGGAUCACCAUUGUGGCAUGUUGUUCAGCCUGUUCGCAUUUGCUGCUUUUAGUGCAUUUUAAUUUUGACCUUCGUUCUUGUUGAAAGUGCUUAGGAGAAUUUGUUAUACCAGGACACUGUUCUUAAAUAGCAGUCGGACACUUAUUCGGUAAUUUUUAGAUUGUUUUAGGUUUUAGGCUGAUGUCUGAUUUUUGUGAAGCUUCGGUUAGUUCUAUUUUUCUUGUAUAUGUUUAAUAAUGGCAGUUGUGCUGGGUUCAUUUGACGCUCUUUACUCAGCACCUAAUUGCAGCAUUGUCUUUGUAGCUUUCCAGGAGUAGGGAUCAGCGGCCAACCUGCCCGUUUGUAAUAGAUACAUCUGCAAAUAAAGCGGCCUUGAAAUUCAAUA
Messenger RNA from Carica papaya (papaya), 2075 nucleotides. Its product is annotated as protein tesmin/TSO1-like CXC 7. Gene Ontology annotation, cellular component: nucleus. The record is from RefSeq and is a predicted model, not a curated record. Lineage: Eukaryota; Viridiplantae; Streptophyta; Magnoliopsida; Brassicales; Caricaceae. Gene Ontology annotation, biological process: regulation of DNA-templated transcription.